Entrophospora sp. SA101 is the source of this 1101-nucleotide messenger RNA. NCBI's taxonomy places the organism in Eukaryota, Fungi, Glomeromycota, Glomeromycetes, Entrophosporales, Entrophosporaceae. The record is from the annotation of a GenBank genome assembly.
AUGGGCUCUCCUGUUAUCAAUUCUCGUAAACCAGAAUACGUUCAUAAGCGGUGUAGUCACUGUUCUACUGAGCUGGAAUUUCAAACACCAACUUCCUUUACAAAUGCUUCACCUCAAUACUCCGUUAAAUGUCAUUCUUGUCAAAAAAUUUCUCAGUUCUCACAGGAAACUCCUAUUAAUAAUAGUAAUGCUACUACUAAUAACAACAGUCCAAAUUCUAAUGGCUCUAAGAAGUCAAAAAGAGUAUAUGGAACAGCGAAAGAACCAUUAGAAACUGAACUUUAUGAUAUACUUGGUGUUAUUUUAUCAGACCCAAAAUUAAGAGAAAGAUAUAAUGAAUACGGAAGAAAUACUGAAGUUAUGCCAGAAGGCGGUUUUGUUAAUCCGGAAGAUUUCUUUAGACAGCAAUUUGGUGGAGAAAGGUUUGUUGAUAUAAUUGGAGAGAUAUCAAUUGGUCGUGAUAUGAAAGAAGUUUUACAGAAUGCAGCCACAGACGAUGUACCAAAUGAAGAACUUACAGAGGAGGAGAAAUCACGACGAGAAAGUUCCAAUUCCACGGCCAACUCGCAUGCCCUAGAUGAUGAACGAGAAAAGAUUAGACAACAACGCAUUGGAAAAUUAGUUUCAAAUCUAAUAGAAAAAUUAGCAACAUACGUGGGUGAAAAUGGUAAGAUUGGGUUGGAUCCAAAGGCAUUCAAGGAAAGAGUCGAGUAUGAGGCAGAAGAAUUAAAAACUGAAUCAUAUGGCGUGGAACUUUUACAUGCAAUCGGAUUCACCUAUUCACUUAAGGCAAAACAAUAUUUGGCUGGUGAACAAAUUCUUGGUUUACCAAGACUUGGUCAUAUUCUAAGAGAAAAAGGUCAUGUAUUUUCAGAAACUAUUUCGACAUUAAAAUCUGCCUUAGAUUUACAACAAUCCUUUAGCCAAUUACAAAAGGCAGAAGAAGCAGGUGUAGGGUCUAAACUUGAAGUUGAAAGUGUAUUACGGGAAGUGUGUGAUCGUGUUUUGUCUGAUCCUGCUAUACCAAAGGAAAUUUUAGUUAAACGUGCUGAAGGAUUAAAGAUAAUAGGUGCAGUUUAUGAAAAUGUUAAAAGCGAGUAA